Molecule: messenger RNA, 1664 nt
Organism: Phodopus roborovskii (desert hamster)
Lineage: Eukaryota; Metazoa; Chordata; Mammalia; Rodentia; Cricetidae
Gene: Htra4
Product: HtrA serine peptidase 4
Exons: 9
Coding region: 100-1551 (483 amino acids)
Biological process (GO): programmed cell death; proteolysis; positive regulation of apoptotic process
Cellular component (GO): extracellular region
Molecular function (GO): serine-type endopeptidase activity; protein binding
Source: RefSeq, a predicted model, not a curated record
UGGCACCCAGACCAGGAAAAAGUGUUGCUCAUUUUGGACCAGUUGUGAAUUUUGAGUGAAGUAACAGGAAAAGUAGAAUCCAGGAGGGCAGAGAACAAGAUGAGUUCCCAGCCUCUAUGGGCCGUUUGGGCACAGUUCCUCCUGCUGUUACCACUGCUGCUGCUGCUGCCUGUCCCCUGGGUAGAGGCCAGAAGGUCCAGAGCCUCGAUGCCCUGUCCCGAGGCCUGCGAUGCCUCACGCUGCCCGCCACUACCCACCUGCUCGACCGGCACAGCUCCGGUACCCGACCGCUGCGGCUGCUGCCGCGUGUGCGCUGCAGCAGAGGGUCAGGAGUGUGGCGGGGCGCGGGGCCGACCAUGCGUGUCGGGGCUGCGCUGCGGUGCACCGUUCUCCCGGGAGCCUGCGGGGGGCGCAUGGCUGGGCACCUGCGGCUGCAUGGAGGGCGUGGAGGGCGCAGCGGUGUGCGGCAGCAACGGACGCACCUAUCCCAGUCUGUGCGCACUCCGGAAGGAGAACCGAGCCGCACGCCUGCGGGGCUCGCCCCCGGCAGUACCGGUGCAGAAGGGAGGCUGCGGGGAGCCAGGGACCAGAAGUGCAGGGUGGCUCCGGAGGAAGUAUAACUUCAUCGCAGCGGUGGUGGAGAAGGUGGCGCCAUCUGUGGUUCACUUGCAGCUGUUUCGCAGGUCACCUCUCACCAACCAUGAGAUCCCUGCCUCCAGUGGCUCUGGGUUCAUAGUAUCUGAGGAUGGGCUCAUCGUCACUAAUGCCCAUGUCCUCACCAACCAUCAGAAGAUCCAGGUAGAGCUCCAGAGUGGGGCCCAGUAUGAAGCCACUGUCAAAGACAUCGACCAUAAACUGGAUCUUGCGCUGAUUAAGAUUGAGCCAAAUACUGACCUUCCUGUGUUGCUGCUGGGGAGAUCAUCUGAUCUCCGGGCCGGAGAGUUUGUGGUGGCUUUGGGCAGCCCAUUUUCUCUGCAGGACACAGUGACUGCGGGGAUUGUCAGCACCACACAGAGAGGCGGCAAAGAGCUAGGACUGAAGGACUCAGACAUAGACUAUAUCCAGACAGAUGCCAUCAUUAACCACGGGAAUUCUGGGGGGCCGCUGGUGAACUUGGAUGGUGAUGUGAUUGGUAUAAACACAUUGAAGGUGACUGCAGGAAUCUCCUUUGCAAUUCCCUCGGAUCGGAUCAGACAAUUCCUGGCAGACUAUCAUGAGCGCCAGUUGAAAGGAAAGGCCCCUUCACAGAAGAAAUACCUGGGUCUUCGAAUGUUGCCCCUCACUCUGAACCUCCUUCAAGAGAUGAAGAGGCAAGAUCCAGAUUUCCCUGAUGUGAGUUCUGGAGUUUUUGUAUAUGAAGUGAUUCAAGGAACGGCUGCUGCAAGCUCUGGGUUGAGAGAUCAUGAUGUAAUUGUCAGCAUAAACGGGCAACCCGUCACCACCACAACUGAUGUCAUUGAAGCUGUUAAGGACAAUGAUUUUCUUUCCAUCACUGUGCUUCGAGGAAGUCAAACCUUGUUUCUGACAGUCACACCUGAGAUAAUCAAUUAAGUAUUUUACUUUGGAAAACUGACUAGCAAAAGCAGUUAUAUGUUACCUGUUUGUAUCAAAGAAGUGGCAAAGAUGGCUUUAGGACAUUAAGAAAAAUGGAUACUUUGAAUGCA